This is a messenger RNA of Antrostomus carolinensis (chuck-will's-widow), 565 nucleotides long. RefSeq names its product serine-protein kinase ATM-like. Gene Ontology annotation, molecular function: protein serine/threonine kinase activity. The transcript is spliced from 4 exons. Gene Ontology annotation, biological process: DNA damage response. The record is from RefSeq and is a predicted model, not a curated record. NCBI's taxonomy places the organism in Eukaryota, Metazoa, Chordata, Aves, Caprimulgiformes, Caprimulgidae. The annotation marks the transcript as partial.
AUGCUGAAAAGUGUUCUGAAACUGCUUUUUCUGUUUUUGCUGAAGGGGCGUGAUGACCUGAGACAAGAUGCUGUUAUGCAGCAGGUUUUCCAGAUGUGCAAUACGUUGCUCCAGCAAAACACUGAAACGCGAAAGAGAAAAUUAACUAUCCGCAGAUACAAGGUGGUUCCCCUUUCUCAGAGAAGUGGUGUUCUGGAGUGGUGCUCGGGAACAACUCCCAUUGGGGAGUUUCUUGUGAACGUUGAAGAGGGAGCUCACAAGAGAUACAGGCCAAAAGAUUACUCCAGUUAUCAGUGCCAGAAAAUAAUGAUGGAUGCACAAAAGAAACAUUCUGAAGAGAAGUAUAGCAUCUUCAUGAAAGUCUGCGAGAAUUUUCAGCCUGUGUUUCGUUAUUUCUGCAUGGAAAAAUUCCUGGAUCCAGCUGUGUGGUUUGAAAAACGCUUGGCGUACACUCGCAGUGUGGCUACAUCUUCUAUAGUUGGCUACAUCCUUGGGCUUGGAGACAGACAUGUUCAGAAUAUCUUGAUAGACGAACAAACAGCAGAACUAGUGCAUAUAGAUCUGG